GCCUUUGUGAAUGCCUGUUUAAAGGAUUGCACCUGAAUUUGAGUCAAAAAACAUAUAUCACCAACGUCACUGGUUACACAGAUUUAAAUAUCAAAAUGGCGAUCAAUGUCCCUGGUUUGAUAUCUGUUAUUGUUUUUUAUUUAAUCAUAUUGGUUAUUGGAAUCAUUGCGGGAAGAAAAACGGCGAAGUCUGGAACGACUCAGGAAAUGCUGGUGGCUGAUAGAAGUAUGAACCUCGUAGUUGCUUUUUUUACGUUAGCGGCAAGUCAUAUUGGUGGUGGCUAUAUCAAUGGCACAGCGGAGAUUAUGGCAUCAAGUGGAGCGGUAUGGGCUCAAGCUCCGGUAGCUUACUGUAUUUCGUUUAUAAUUAAUGGUAUCUUUUUCGGGCCUAAGAUGAGACGUGCUGAAUAUAUCACAAUGUUCGAUCCUUUCCAGAUUAAACUGGGAAAAAGAGUUGGUGCAUUAAUGUGUGUACCACAAUUUCUUGGUGAUUUGUUCUGGACUGCUUCUAUUCUUGCUGCACUUGGGUCAACGAUCUCUAUCAUAUUGGAUGCUGAUGAGAUCGUAUCAAUUGUUAUUUCUGCUAUUGUUGCCAUUUUUUACACUUUUCUGGGUGGAUUGUGGUCUGUGGCCUAUACGGAUGUUGUGCAGUUGUUAUGCAUUGCUAUCGGUUUGGUGAUAGCUGCUCCAUUUUCUCUGAUACAUGACGCUGUUGAUAUUGAGAGAGUGGUUGAUACGUGGCAAGGUAAUCUUCAGCCUAAUCAGAUUGGUUAUUACAUUGAUGUCUAUUGUCUGCUACUCUUUGGUGGAAUUCCUUGGCAAGCAUACUACCAAAGAACUCUUGCUUGUAAAUCGCCUGAAAGUGCAAGACUAGCAUCAUUCUUAGCAAGUAUAGCCUGUUUCCUGUUUGCUAUUCCAGCUGCAAUUAUGGGAAUCGCCGGAGCUUCUGCUAAUUGGAAUGAGACAAACUAUCAAGGGCUGAUUCCAAUACCUCAAGAUAAGAUGAGUUACAUUUUACCACUGACAUUGCAACAUCUAUGUCCUCUUCCGGUGGCCAUUAUUGGGAUGGGUGCUAUAUCUGCUGCAGUGAUGUCAUCAGCUGAUUCUAGUAUUUUAUCAACAGCGUCUGUCUUCGCCAGCAAUAUUUAUAGGGAACUUUUCAGGAAACAUGCAUCUGAUCGUGAAAUCCUGUGGGUGUUAAGAAUAUCUAUAAUUGUAACAGGAACUUUAGCAACAACAAUCGCUAUUACUGCUAAAAGUGUUUAUGGAUUAUAUGUGUUGUGUUCAGAUUUAAUGUAUGUCAUUCUCUUUCCGCAAUUGGUAGCCAUUAUGUAUUUUGAUGUUACCAAUGCUUAUGGUAGCAUAACCGGUUACGUUAUAGGAUUCCUAAUAAGGAUUCUCGGAGGUGAACCACUUAUAAAGAUUCCUGCAUUGGUAAAAUUUCCUUUCUACGAUUCCGAAUUUGGUCAAGGAUUUCCGUUCCGAACAUUCGCAAUGUUGUUGAGCUUCAUUGCUAUCAUAGGAAUAUCUAAACUGUUCGAGUAUUUGUUUCUUUCUGGAAAGAUACCGAUAAAAUACGACAUCUUUCUUUGUUCUAGUCCAAAUUUUCGCAAUAGACUCAAGAUGUUUAAAAGUACUCAAGAAAUGAAGAGAGAUAUGAGAGAAUAUGUUGAAAUGAAAAAAAUAUCAAGUUUUAAAGGCGAACAUGUGAUUUUGUAAACGCAUGUUCAGAGAAAAAAGAUAACUAGCACUAAGCUAUAUAUACAUAUAUAUAUACGAAAUCCAUCGUUUUAGCUUGAUUUUUUAUAUGUUUUAAUGUUUAUAUAUAUAUU
This is a messenger RNA of Lottia gigantea (owl limpet), 1831 nucleotides long. RefSeq lists its product as hypothetical. Gene Ontology annotation, cellular component: plasma membrane. Bases 96 to 1718 code for a protein of 540 amino acids. The record is from RefSeq and is a predicted model, not a curated record. Gene Ontology annotation, biological process: choline transport; transmembrane transport; acetylcholine biosynthetic process. The transcript has 9 exons. Gene Ontology annotation, molecular function: choline:sodium symporter activity. NCBI's taxonomy places the organism in Eukaryota, Metazoa, Mollusca, Gastropoda, Lottiidae.